Messenger RNA from Dichotomopilus funicola, 2463 nucleotides. RefSeq names its product transcription factor tau subunit sfc1. Bases 1 to 2463 code for a protein of 820 amino acids. The record is from RefSeq and is a predicted model, not a curated record. Gene Ontology annotation, molecular function: RNA polymerase III type 1 promoter sequence-specific DNA binding; RNA polymerase III type 2 promoter sequence-specific DNA binding. Lineage: Eukaryota; Fungi; Ascomycota; Sordariomycetes; Sordariales; Chaetomiaceae. Gene Ontology annotation, biological process: transcription initiation at RNA polymerase III promoter. Gene Ontology annotation, cellular component: transcription factor TFIIIC complex. The transcript has 3 exons.
AUGUCCACAAGAAACAAUGAAGAUGGGGGAUAUGCCGAUGAAGAUGCUGCGCCAGCAUACACAAUUCCUUCUCGACGGCUUGGCGCUCUAGAGCAUCCCAUGAUCAUCAAGAAUCUUGACAAAGCCAUCAAGACCUUUGGCCAGAAUAGUGCCCUUCAAGCUAUCCUCGACUCGGCCAGUCCCCAGAUUGCUGUCCCGUUGUAUCUGCGAUAUGACAACCCAACAGCAAGACCAUUGACAUCGCACAAUGCUUUGACGCACAAUGUUGUCUUGAAGGUGACCGUGCCGAAGCGUACGGGGAGGAAGCGCAAACGGGGUACUGACAGCCCUUGGGAAGGGGAGGUUGAGCAAGAUGUAGCGAAUGGAUCUUCAGCCGUUGACCCUGAGGUUUCCUCAAGGGACCGGCUUGACACGCCGCAAGUCAUCCGCCGCAAGUUGCAGGACAAUGUUGGGAAGUAUGUGGUCGAACCAAUUGGUGUGAUAAACAGUACACACCGAUACAGAGGCCUGGCCGACUUCCAGUAUUCAUUAGGGGAGUCCAAGUUCAUGAAGAAAUUCGUGGAAAAGGUCCUCCCUGGCGAUGUCAUCAAGUUGAAAGACUUUUCUCUCCAGCCGGGCAUCGAGGUUGGGCCCAACAUUGACUUGAUACCACCCCCUUACUUCACUCCAAGCACUUUGCCCUUCGGGUACAACUACGCCCAAAAUCCACACACAAAACAGCUCAGCCCCGGCCCUUCCGAUGCCUCUGGCAACAUGUCAGAAGACCAAGAAUACGACCGCAUCGUCAACAUCACCUCCCGUGUUCCCGCCGCAGGCUACUUCAUCGCCCAUGACGAAUACCCAGUCCCUGCAGGCCCACGCCGUCAACCAGACAUGUCCGACCCGCAAGUCGCCGCCAUCAUCAACGAAAUGCACCUGGCCAUGGAGGAGCGGCCGAUCUGGACCCGCCGCAGCAUGUGGAACCGGCUCGGGGCCAAAUUCGCCGAGCUACCCAAGAACGGCGGCCUCGUGCGCCACUGCCUGCAAUACGCCGGCUACCAGUUUAAGGGCGGGCCGUGGCGCGACGCCCUGGUGCGAUACGGCCUGGACCCGCGGACGGAUCCCAAGUACCGCAUCUACCAAACCCUCAUCUUCAAGCUACACAAAACGCGGAUCGGGUCCGUGGGCCGCUCGUGGCAAGCGCUGCGGCGCAAGGAGAUCGGCGUGUCGAACUUCGGUAAAGCCUGGAAGGACCUCGGCGUCGGCGUCAGCAAAAGAAACAGCAACAGCACCGACGACGCGGUGCUCAACACGCACAUCUUUAACGGAGAGUCGUUCAGCACCGACGGCAAGGUCUGGCAGGUGUGCGACAUCACCGACCCGCUGCUGGCCCGGCUGUUUGCCGGCGCCGAGAUCCGCCAGGACUGCGACGUCGAAAUCAGCGGGUACUACCACCGCGUGCUGUGGUCCGUGGCCAAGGCCAUCAUGAAAUGCAAGAUGGUCGCUAUCCGCUUCAACCGCACGCUAGUGGACGACGACUUUAGCGCCGCGCUCGAAGCCGCCAAGAACGCGGCCACACUAGACCCCAACAACACCACCAACAACGACGACAACAACAAUGGCAGCGUCACCACCGGACCAGGAGGAAACAACAGCAUCGGCAUUAGCCUCCCCGACCUGCGUCUCACAGCAGCCGAGUACGACGAGCUGCGCGGCGGCAAGUACCGGCCCCGGCCGGGCAUCAAGUCGUCCGGGCGGGAGGUCGUGGACGGCAUGAGCCGACGGCGCCGGACGCACUACCGCGUGCGCAUUCCGCUCAAGGAGGCGGAAGAGCGCGAGGCGGUCAAGAUGAUUAAGUUGCUUACGCAGAAUGCGCAGGAUCAGCAGGACAGGCAGGAUGUGCAGGUUGCUGCUGCUGCUGAUGCUUCUGCUAGUGGUGCGACUGUCCCCGGCGCAGGUGUGAGAGAUGGUCGGCGCGGUCGGGAUGGGACUGUCCUGCCCAGUACAGAGACCCAGGAAAGGGACGAUGAGGCCGAGGAGGAAGACGAAGACGAAGAAGAAGAAGGUAGAGAGCAAGCGCAACGAGGAAACCGCACCUUCCAGGAAAUCCUCGAAGAUAUGGAUGAAGAAGGCAGCGAGGAAGAAGACGAGGAGGAAGAAGAAGACGACGAAGACGACGAAGAGAACGGCAGCGGAGAGAGCGGAGACGAAGGUGGGAAACCGACCAAGAAGAAACGACCGUUCCAGGAGACUGCCUUGGAAUUGGAGAACGAGCUGGAGCAGGAAUUUGAAGAAGGGGGUUACUCGGAUGAAGAUGAUCAGGAGGAUAUGGACGGGGAAGAGGAAGAGGAAGAAGAUGACGAAGAAGAGGAGGAAGAGCAAGGGGAUGAGGACGAUGGAGAUGAGGAAGAGGAAGGGGACGAUUAUGAUGAAGAAGGCCAAGGGUUUCCGCGGUCGUGGGGGAAUGAGAAUGAUUAUGAGUAG